AUGGUCAGAGUUUUAGCAAUGGCGUCCUCCACAAUCCGUCCUUUCUCAUCAAUGGCAUCAUCUCCAUUCGCUGCAACUUUUUCCGCCUUCAAUUCGUCUCGAAGGUUUAAUUCGUUCGAUUUCACUAGAGGUAUGAAUUCAAAAACUUUCGAUUAUAAUAAAUCGUGUAAGUUAAUAAGACGUGAAGGAAACGUAAUCUCAACUAUAACAGUCAGUAACAUGUCCCAAGGAAGCACGAUAAGUAGCAAAGAAAGUGCCUUGGAAUGGGUCAAACGUGACAACAGAAGAAUGCUCCAUGUUGUUUAUCAUGUUGGUGAUAUUGAUAGAACAAUAAAGUUCUAUAGAGAGUGCCUGGGGAUGAAACUGUUAAGGAAGCGAGAUAACACCGAGGAGAGAUAUACAAAUGCAUUUCUUGGAUAUGGCCCAGAAGAUUCGCACUUUGUCAUUGAACUCACUUACAAUUAUGGAGUUGACAAAUACGAUAUUGGAUCUGGAUUUGGACAUUUUGGUAUUGCAGUAGAUGAUCUUGGAAGGAUUGUGGAUCUCAUAAAGGCAAGGGGUGGCACUGUGACUCGUGAACCGGGUCCAGUAAAAGGUGGAAAAACAAAUAUAGCAUUUAUUGAUGAUCCUGAUGGUUAUAAAUUUGAACUUAUAGAAAGAGGGCCCACACCCGAACCACUUUGUAGAGUUAUGCUUCGUGUUGGAGAUCUUGGUCGUUCUAUUGCUUUCUAUGAGAAGGCUUUUGGUAUGGAGCUCGUACGCAAAAGAGAUAGUCCUGAAUAUAAAUAUACAAUUGCAAUGAUGGGUUAUGGACCCGAAAGUAAAAAUUGUUUAUUGGAGUUGACUUAUAAUUAUGGAGUCUUGGAAUACGAUAAGGGCAAUGCUUAUGCGCAGAUAGCGAUAGGGACAGAUGAUGUUUAUAAAUCUGCAGAUGCAGUUAAAGUUUUUGGCGGGAAAAUUACAAGAGAACCUGGACCUUUGCCUGAUAUCGACACCAAAAUUACAGCAUGUUUGGAUCCUGAUGGUUGGAAAACGGUUCUUGUUGAUAAUAUCGAUUUUCUGAAAGAGCUACAAUGAUGCUUGAGUAACUUAAAAAAAAAAAUCUACAUGAUAUAGCGUCAUAUAAGGUCAUAAAACAGGUCAUCGAGGAGUUGCACAUUUGAGUGUGUAUCAACCUCAAUUUUGUAGAUGAGAAAACAGUCGUUGU
Lactuca sativa (garden lettuce) is the source of this 1207-nucleotide messenger RNA. Its product is annotated as putative lactoylglutathione lyase, chloroplastic. Gene Ontology annotation, molecular function: metal ion binding; lactoylglutathione lyase activity. NCBI's taxonomy places the organism in Eukaryota, Viridiplantae, Streptophyta, Magnoliopsida, Asterales, Asteraceae. Gene Ontology annotation, cellular component: cytoplasm. The record is from RefSeq and is a predicted model, not a curated record.